AUGGAUCCUUCUCAAGAGCUCGAAGAUCUCAGCACCCGCCUGCGAACCUGCAGCAUCAACACUCCUGCCGUGGCCUCACUUCCACCGGUCGCAAGAACCCACUCACACCGAAGCGUGUCCGCACCCGCCUUUCUCACCCAGCAACAACCCGCCGCACCUCAUGAACAACCGGGCGGCGGCCCCGACGUCGACACGGCGGUCGGAGACAUAUCCAAGAUCCUCAUGCAACUCAGCGUCCUCCAACACGUCAACGACUCGGAGCGGCUCUACGCCGAGCUCCUGCGGCAGGCGUGGGCCACUUACCGCGCGCGCGGCCUCUCGCCGGCGCAGUACCGCACGCUGGUCGACGCGGAGAGCGUCGUGCGGAGGCAGAGCCUCGCGAGCCUGAUGUGGGAGAUCGACGCGAAGAGGGGUAGUCUCAUGGGCACGGAAGGCGAGGGCGAGGUCGAAGAGAUGAUGAGGGAGUAUGAAGAGCGGGAGAGGGCGCUGAGGCAGAGACAGGAGAUGCUGUUGAGUGUGCUGCCGGAAGGCGAGAGGGAAGGAGAGAGGUGGGAGCCGCAGAGUGAGGAGGCUCGGGUGAAUUCGGUGACGGAGGAGGAAAUGGCGGUAUUGAUGCAGAAUCUGGAGGAGAGAGAGAAGGAGAUGCUGCUGAAGAGGGGAGGGCUGGUCAGGCAGCCUCAGCAUCAUUUGAAAGCAGACUACAGGAAGCAGUAG
This is a messenger RNA of Lasiodiplodia theobromae, 714 nucleotides long. RefSeq lists its product as uncharacterized. Bases 1 to 714 code for a protein of 237 amino acids. The record is from RefSeq and is a predicted model, not a curated record. The transcript is spliced from 2 exons. NCBI's taxonomy places the organism in Eukaryota, Fungi, Ascomycota, Dothideomycetes, Botryosphaeriales, Botryosphaeriaceae.